Messenger RNA from Oncorhynchus mykiss (rainbow trout), 3697 nucleotides. The record is from RefSeq and is a predicted model, not a curated record. Lineage: Eukaryota; Metazoa; Chordata; Actinopteri; Salmoniformes; Salmonidae.
UCCUUCUUUCUCUCCCUCACUCUCUUAGCUUCCUCCAUCUCCCCCAUUCUCUCUUCCUCCAUCUCCCCCACCCCCUCUCUUCCUCUCUCUCUCUUCUCUCCUCAGUGUGAUCUGGAGAGCUUCCAGGAAGCCUGCUGUCAGAGGGAAUAAGUCUGAUGCUCCAACUGUAACACACACACGGAGCAGAUCCCAGGUCUUCAGGACCCAUCUGUCCCCCGUUCAACCCAGACCAACUACAACAACCUGCUGCUCAUCAGGAGGCACCUACAACAGGAGCAGAAGAGGCAGAUGGAACAGAUGACUGAGUGUCAGCAGGGGACAACAUUUACAGGUGGUGGUCGGCCUCUCCCUCCAGAUUGUGUUGGAGGCGGAGGUUACCCCCUGGGUGUUCCCCAGCUAUCCCACGGUGGUCCCCUCCCAUCUGGGCCCGGUCACCUCUCCCUUCCCCCUGGACAUCCAGGCCACCCAGGCCAACCUGGACCCCCAGGAUCUCUCACCCAAGUGGGCAGGCCGGUAGGCGCCUUCAUGGGUGGUCCUCCAGGCUCCAAGCAGCCCCUCUAUCACCCUUCACAGGGUGGAGAGUUUGUUGGUGCUGGUAGUAUGCCAAUGAGACAACCACAGUUGGCACACGGCAUGAUGGGAAUGGGCGGUCCUGCUGGUCCUCCUAGGCCUGGGAUGCAGCAACAGGUGUCCAGGAUGGGGAUGACAAUCGGGGGGUUGGGGCCCGGGUCAGGGCCUGGGUCGGGGUCUGGUCACCCACAGCAUCUACGACAGGCCCUGCACCAUAGUGGUGGAGGGGCACCACUCCCUCGUAUGAUGUUUACCGCUCAGCAACACCAACAGACUGCAAUGUGGCCUCCUCAGCAGCAGGGGGGGCUAGUGAAUUCCAUGCAGCAUCGCAUGCCCUGCAGUGAUGGCCACAUGGACCCGUUGGCUAAUCACCAGCAGUCGCACGGACACAUAUUUCCUGGAGGGGGUGGAGGCGCCAACGGAAGCUGCAACCCGAACCCCAACACCCAGUUUACCCAGCAGGCAUUGCGGUCGGGAAUGCCCGGAGGCGGGGGUGGUAACAAUUUUGCCCCCCACCAAGGACCUCCAUCGUUACCCUCCAACCAAGGGGUCGGGGUGCCGUCCUUACCCAGGAGACUGAUGCAGAAGCUGGGCGUAUCCACGGCAGGGCAGCCCCUACCCUCCAUGGUCCACCAAGGGCUUCAGCCUGGUAUGAGGCCCAGGGGACCCCUCUCGGCCCUGGCUGGAAUGAAACCCAUUCCCCCUGGUAUGAUCCACCACCCAGGCCACGGUAUGGCCCCACCUAGCUAUCCUGCCUCUGGGGCCGUCGUCGCCAAACACCCACACCAACAUCCCCAUCCCCAUGGGCCUGGGUAUGGACCAGGUCAGGGGAACCCUGGACACAAGCUACCCCCGUAUGAGUACACUCAGCGGGGGCAGAGUAAUGGGGGGAUGGGGGGUAGACCUGGUGGUGGUGGAGGAGGGGAGGUAGACUUUAUUGAUACUCUGGUGGGGUCGAACGAGGACUGGCUCAAUAACCUCACUAUGAUAGACGAGUACCUGGAGCAGAACUCAUAGGAGUGUGGUCAAAGGUUAAAUGUCAGGGGUCAGUAAAUUGACCUCAUUCCUGUAUAGAAACACUGGGGUUAGAAGUGUGACAUGGACAGGGGAUAUAAAGGGCGUAUGAAGGCUUUAUAACUGGUAAUAACAGGUGUGUGUACAUUUCUAGAAGGUUGUAGAAAGUGCCAUGGUUAUACCUAACUUGAAUGGACGGUUUGAGUGAAUGUGAUUGGUUGCUUCAGAGUGAUCGGAGCACUACACAGCCAAUCCGCUGCUGCCGCAUAAACCAACCUCCCACCCCAAAAUGGCUACAUUCCCCGCAAGGUGUGCUGUCCCUUAUCGCUGGAGGCCAUAUUGGAAAGAGGGAAUGGACUUAAAACGGAACUCACGGAACACAUGGAACACACAGAACCUCAUCAUCACAUGGUUUCCUGGGAAACAGAAGCUUCACUCUAAAGAGCUAGCAACAGAGUAGUGGAGUCCAAGCAUUCUCAUUGGUUGUUUCUGUGUCUGAAGCUUGAACAGUGGACUAAUAAAGUUAUUUAAAAUCCUCGCCCUUGUAGGGAUUUCUCCUAUCAAAGGGAUAGGUGUAUAAAACACACUGUGAUUGGAUAAAAUCAACGUCCUCCAGCAAUGCAAUUGGUCCACUGUUUUUCAGUGUAUUAUUGUGAUAUGUUUCUAAAAUAGCAGUUGAAUUUGCAACACCAAAUCUGAGGUUUACUUUUGUAUCAAAGUCAUUGAGUGUGAUUUGGAAGCAUAGCUCAAAAACACAACAAUUGCAGAUUAACCAUUCGGAUUAUCUCCUGCUCUCACAUAAGGUCUUUGAGCCAGUCAAAGGUGAAUUAAUACACAUGGAAAUACAGCCAAUCCCUGAUCAAUUUGGGGUAAUAUAAAUCACUGAUUGGCCAAAGGAAUUACAGAGGUGAUCAGCCAAUGUUGCCAUGGCAAUUUGUUAUCACUAUUUUGAUUGAGAUCAGUUAUGUGGGGGCUUGUAAAUAGUAAACUAUUUUGGUAAACUGUAUCAUACACAAAAGAGAAGUACACAUAUUUAUACUUCUUUUCUGCAGAUUAAAAGUCUUCAGAUUCCCUUUGUACAUAAAUAAUAAAAUAAAAAGAUUGAAAUUAUAGCUCACAAAAUGAAAUCUGUUUUACACUAGAAUAAUCUUAUUUUCAUUUGUUUUAAAUAUGCAAGACAAUACAGUUUGGGUUUUUUUCUCAGUAAUACUGUGUAUUACAAUGUUAUGACAUAAUUGUUAUGUUUUUGACAUAACGUGACUCCUGGUGCCCCAAUGGCAAAAGGGUUCUUUUGAAAGGUGAUGGAGAACAUUUACGAACACACACACACCAUCUCUCCAUCUCUCACUCUGGCACUACCCCGCACUCCAUACCUGUGAGGUGAAAGUUGAUCAUCUUGGUCCAUCUACUGUAGUGUAAUAUCUUUGUUCACAGACAAUAUAUCUGUCGAUUUAGACAUUAUCAACAUUUCAUUACAAUCCAAGACUACAAUAUAUUCUGAUCUGUAUGACCUUUUCACAAGGUAAACAACGUGUAAAAUGGAAGGCACUAUACUAUCAUAGAAUUAGAAUGAGUAGAACAGGCACACCCAUUCAACUCAAUUGUGCUAUUGAGUUCCAAUUCCUUUCGUUUCGUUCUAUUUCUAAUGGCACUUUGCUAUGUAUGUCAUUCCAAUACCCACAACAAUCUACUGUGCCGCACUCUAUAAAAACACAUGUAAAUAGUCUAUAGAGUUGGCUCCUCUCCUUGUCUCCUUUCCUUCAUUCACACUGAUCUGAACAAAAUUACUGGUCGGGUGAAAGCUGGUUUGCUAGUAGGAUUCCGCCAUAUUGCUUUCUCCUAUCCUAUUCCUAUCCAUUCACAUUGGUGCUGAUGACAGAGAGGAGACUAGGAGAGUAAGCUUGUUAUGACUAUUAGGAGGCACCCCCAGUAGGGUUUCUCCUACCUUAGGACCACACGGCGAUUUAUAAGCCAUGACAAGGGGUUCAUCGAUUAUCUGUGAUUACAUUUUUGUCCUUGUCUUGAGUUUUUUUUAUUUUAUAUAUAUAAUAAACUGUAUAGAUGGAAAAAAAAUCAUGAAAAUAAAUGCCAUCUGGCUUUUUUAUUUCACACU